GCUACGGCACCAGUGCGGUGUACGCCAGCGCUCACAGUCACUCGAUCAGUCGACCGGCAAAGUCAUCGGAGGCCGGUUGAACUCCCAUCGAAAGCGCGUGAUAACGCACACACACACACACUCUCACACACACACACACACACACUCACAUACACAUACCAAACUUAUACACAUACACUUAAACACAACACACACACUCAUAACACACAUGCACACAAAUAUAUGUACACACACACGCACGACACACGCGCGCGAACAGAAAUAUUCGCGAACGACGCGAUUAGUGCGCUCGUCAUACGCAGGCGACGUGUUAUACCGGUUUGUGAAAAAAAAAAAUAAUUAUAAUAAUAAUAAAAAAAAUUUUAUCGUUCCGUGUGUCCUCUCUAUCGAGUGCCGCCGUGUUACACGCACACUCCAGGCGCCAAAAUGAAUUCAUAUAGCUAAGGCUGUCUCAGACAUGGGAAGCGAGCACUACUGUCUCCGGUGGAACAAUCAUCAGAACAACCUGCUGGGCGUAUUCAGUCAACUGCUCCAAGAAGAGUCCCUCGUGGACGUGACGCUCGCCUGUUCGGAAGAAGGCCGCUUGAUCCGCGCCCACAAGGUCGUGUUAUCCGCGUGCAGCGCGUACUUCAAGGCACUGUUCCUUGACCAUCCGACACGCCACCCGAUCGUGGUACUUAAAGACGUUCAGUUCUCUGAACUCCGUGACCUGGUCGAGUUUAUGUACCGGGGCGAAGUGAACGUAGACCACAGACAGCUGACCACCCUGCUGAAGACGGCCGAGAGCCUUAAGGUCAAGGGGCUGGCCGACAUGGCUCGCCCCAGUGACGGCGACGAUGACACCGUCGGCGACCGCGUUGAGCUGGUGCCCGCCGACCGGGACGACGAGCCCAUGGAACCGGAAGACCUGCGGCCGUUGAGCCGGUGCCGGACGCCGGUACCGGCCGAGAGCCGCACCCCGUCGCCACCACCCACGGAGAGCGACGACAAUCUUUCCAUGCAAAGCGAACCCAGCGAUAUGACCACUGUCUGCAGGCACGACGACCAACCGUCCCCGUCCGGUUCCGGUCUGCCACCAGUUCAGCAAGUACCUUUGUUCUUGAAGAAAGAAGCUGACUGUGACAAGACUGACGACCGAAGCAUUCAAGGGGAAAGCUCUUCAGAAUAUCGGAGUAUACCAGAUCCGGAAGUUUGCUUGGUGGAAGGGGUGUUCAACACGUUGGCCGCAUACAGGUCGCAAGUUUCCGUUCUACAACAAGGAUUUUCCGCUUUCAGUCGGUUCUCGACUCUGCCGCCCGUUUACAAUACAGAAACGUCCGUGUCACUGUAUUCGGUGCUCCAACAACAAGGACUGAUCGGGCCAUGUGUGAGUUCCAGCGACGAGGUAGCCAGCCGGUGCCUGAUCCGGUGCGCCAUUUGCCUGGCUGGUUUCCCGUCCACGUGGCUCCUAGAACAGCACACAGCCCUGCAGCACACCGGGCAGCCAGUGCGCGGCCACGGCGGCGACGGCGGUGACGAGAAACCGUUCCAGUGCGACCAGUGUGGCCAGAGUUACCGUUACCGUUCAGCAUAUCUCAAGCACCGCGAACAAAACCACAGGGCCCGCUUGCCGGCCGACAAGCUGUUCACGUGCGACAUAUGCGGCAUGCAGUUCAGGUACCUCAAGUCGUUCAAAAAGCACCGUCUCAACCACGCGCUGGAGAGGUUACAGCGGGAUGUGCCAGCGGCGGUGACAGCGGCCCACAGCGACGACAGCCGAGAUGUACCGGCGACACCAACCGCCGCCAAGUCGUCGGCGCCCGACAGCCAGGUGACCAGCACGAACGAAGUGGUGUCCGCGGUGACGUCGGCAAAACCGGCGGCGGCCGGACAGCAAAAAGCGGCCGGUGACGCGGCCGCCACUUCACCAUCGUCGCUAUUCAAUAUGCUCCGAUCGAACGCUCAACGCACAGCCGCCGUCGCCGCGGUAACCAGGUCCACACCAGUGGCCGCUGUCACCGCGGCGUCCGCGACCGCAGCAGUGACGACGGCGGCCACUACCAACAACAACAACAACAACAAUGGUAGUGGCAUUAACAACAACAACAACAACAACAACCGAGACGCCAAAUCGUUCGCUUGCCCAUUCUGCGGCAAGUGCGUUCGGUCAAAAGAAAACCUAAAGCUGCACGUGCGCAAGCACACGGGUGAACGGCCGUUCGCGUGCCUGUUCUGCGGCCGUGCGUUCGGCGGCAAGAGCGAUCUGACCCGACACCUGCGCAUCCACACCGGCGAGCGGCCGUACCACUGCGAGAUGUGUGGCAAGUGUUUCGCUAGGGCCGACUACCUGUCCAAACAUCUGACCACGCACAUACACAACAACCAUCAACGUUGAACGCCAACUGUUAUAACAUUAUAGGCUAUAGCAAAUACCAUCGUCGUGUAUUGUAAUAGAUGUGUUGUUGUUGUCGUCGUUGUUGUCGUUAUUAUUAUUAUUAAUAUAAUUAAUAUAAUUAUUAUUA
Messenger RNA from Metopolophium dirhodum (rose-grain aphid), 2501 nucleotides. RefSeq names its product zinc finger protein 768-like. The transcript has 6 exons. Bases 458 to 2374 code for a protein of 638 amino acids. NCBI's taxonomy places the organism in Eukaryota, Metazoa, Arthropoda, Insecta, Hemiptera, Aphididae. The record is from RefSeq and is a predicted model, not a curated record. Gene Ontology annotation, biological process: regulation of transcription by RNA polymerase II. Gene Ontology annotation, molecular function: protein binding. Gene Ontology annotation, cellular component: nucleus.